UACCUUUGAUGUUGUGCCUCUGGGAAAGAAGCUGUGUGAGAGAAGUGUUGUUCAAAGAACUAUGUGCAGCAGGUAGUGCAAAGCAAUGGCCUCAUACCUUGGGAUUGGGAUCAAGCAAUGCAGUGUGAUGCCAUGUUUUUGAUGUCUUAGAGGAACAAUCAGAAGGACAAGUCUAUUUCUUGAAGAGACCAGUAUUAAAUCACUCACACUAUUUUUAUCGUCAACAUCCCUCUCUAACCUAUGUUUUUGACACCCACUCUAUUGAUAAGAGGCAGUGUGGUAUACAUGGGAGUUCCAGAGCUCAGGUAUCUUCUAUCUGCUCAACUGUCUUAAUUGUGGGAAGAAACUAUCAGCAGAAAUAUAAGAAGACAGUGGCUUUCAUAGGAUGAAAGCCUGGUAUUUAACAUAAUAUAAAGAAUGGAAAGAAAAGAUGGGUGUGGAGAGUGGGGAGUAUGACAGACUUAUAAACUUAGGAGUGAAUCUGAUCAUGGGAUGUACUGUCUCCAUUAUGACAGGUUAUGAACUUUGAGGACGUGGCCAUUGCCUUCUCUCAGGAAGAAUUGGGGAUCCUUGAUGAGGCUCAGAGACUUCUGUACUGUGAUGUGAUGCUGGAAGUUUUUGCAGUUGUAUCAUCUAUAGGUUGUUGGCAUAAAAUGGAAGAUGAGGAGGCCUGUUCUGAUCAGAGUGUAUACAUACAAGGAGAGUCACAGGUUAGGGCUUCUAAGACAGCUGCAGCCACCCAGAAGACCUUUCUUUGUAAGCGGUGUUUCUCUGUGUUGCAACAUAUUUUGCACCUGGCUGGGUCACAUGCAGCAGACUUUGCGCAGAAAGCCUUCUGUACUGAUGUGUGUGUUGGAGACUUCUGUUUCAGUGCAAACCCUCACCAGCAACAGAGGAAUGAAUGUGGAGAGGAGCCCUGGAAACAAGCUAUGGACAGGGCCUCCUGUGUGAACAGGUGCAGCUUCUCCUUUUCUUUGGUGACUUCAACCAGGAGGGAGGUUGCCAAAGACUUGCAAUCCAACUCAGAGCUUCCCCAGCACCAGGCUACUCUUAAGACUGAGGAGCUACACUGUGGCAGUGAGAUUUCACAGGAAUUUCUUGAUGGAAAAAGUCAUCACCAGUGGGGUGACUGUGAAAAUGCUGUCAGCCACAACCUGAAAGAUGUUAAAUGUCAGAGUGCAUUUUCUGGAGAAGUAGUUUUUGAGUGUGACAAAUGUAGGGAAGUGUUUAGACGAAUCUUUAACCUCAUUCAACAUAAGAGAGUUCACACUGGAGAACAGCUGUAUGAGUGUCGUGAAUGUGGGGUUUCCUUUCGUCUGAGAGCUCACCUCACAAGGCACCACCGAGUUCACACUGGAGAGAAGCCAUAUGAGUGUAGUGAAUGUGGGAAGUCUUUUAGCCAAAAAUCAAAUCUUAUUGAACAUCUGAAAGAAUGUGGGAAGUCCUUCAGUGCAAGAAGUACACUCAUUAAACACCAGAGAGUUCACACUGGAGAGAAGCCAUAUGAGUGUACUGAAUGUGGGAAGUCUUUUUGCCAAAAAUCUAGUCUUAUUAAACAUCUGAGAGUUCACAGUGGAGAGAAGUGUUAAAUGUGCAGGAAAUGUUUUAUUUUAUUCACUUAGAAUAGUAACACUGAAGGUGACUCUUUGGGACCUAUUUUCCUGAAUUGAAACCUCCCCUCCUUUUUUUAAAAAAAUAUAUUUUAUUGAUUUUUUACAGAGAGGAAGGGAG
Molecule: messenger RNA, 1731 nt
Organism: Myotis davidii
Lineage: Eukaryota; Metazoa; Chordata; Mammalia; Chiroptera; Vespertilionidae
Product: zinc finger protein 211-like
Biological process (GO): negative regulation of transcription by RNA polymerase II
Molecular function (GO): DNA-binding transcription repressor activity, RNA polymerase II-specific
Source: RefSeq, a predicted model, not a curated record